Messenger RNA from Cinclus cinclus, 834 nucleotides. RefSeq names its product olfactory receptor 14J1-like. The transcript is spliced from 3 exons. NCBI's taxonomy places the organism in Eukaryota, Metazoa, Chordata, Aves, Passeriformes, Cinclidae. The annotation marks the transcript as partial. Gene Ontology annotation, biological process: G protein-coupled receptor signaling pathway. Gene Ontology annotation, molecular function: G protein-coupled receptor activity; olfactory receptor activity. The record is from RefSeq and is a predicted model, not a curated record. Gene Ontology annotation, cellular component: membrane.
AUGAUGCACAUUAAGGCACACCAGAAGGUGAGCUCAGAAUUGGAGGAAGGAAAUGAGCUGGAGGACAGAGAGGCCAAAGAAGCAGCAAAAGGUGCAGUAGCAACUGAGGGAGCCUUGAUUGCAAAUGGACAGAUUUCCUUAGAAGGAUGGCCAGAGGCUUUCCCCACCAGGAUUGCUAAAGCUCCAGAGGUGACCAAGGACCUGGGCUCCAUCUGCACCACUGUCCCCAAAGCCAUGCACAAUUCCCUCUGGCACACCAACAACAUCUCCUACUCUGCAUGUGCUGCUCAGGUGUUUUUCUUUAUGUUCUUCAUCUCAGCAGAGUUUUCCCUCCUGACCAUCAUGAGCUACGACCGCUACGUGUCCAUCUGCAAACCCCUGCACUACGGGACCCUCCUGGGCAGCAGAGCUUGUGCCCACAUGGCAGCAGCUGCCUGGGCCAGUGCCUUUCUCAAUGCUCUGCUGCACACAGCCAAUACAUUUUCCCUGCCCCUGUGCCAUGGCAAUGCCAUGGGCCAGUUCUUCUGUGAAAUCCCCCAGAUCCUCAAACUCUCCUGCUCACACUCCUACAUCAAGGAAUUUGGGCUCAUUGUAUUUUCCAUUUGUUUAGGACUUGGCUGUUUUGUGUUCAUUAUUUUCUCCUAUGUGCAGAUCUUCAGGGCUGUGCUGAGGAUUGCCUCUGAGCAGGGAAGGCACAAAGCCUUUUCCACCUGCCUCCCUCACCUGGCUGUGGUCUCUCUCUUUGUCAUUACUGGUUUAUUUACCUACCUGAAGCCCCCUUCCAUCUCCUCCCCAUCCCUGGAUCUGUCCCUGUCAGUUCUGUACUCAGUGGUG